UAAAACGAGAUCGCGUUGCGCUCAGGAGCUCGGGCCACACUAGGAGCGGCAAGGGUUAAACGCGCGCCUGUGUCCAUAUCCAAGCACAAAGGUACUGGCGUGGCUACAAUAUAAGUGGGGCUUUUGUUUGACUGUAUACCAUGUCUGCGACCUGCAGCUCAAGGCAGAUGUAAUUGCGAUCGUUAUUUGCUUAUAUUUGCUGGUGGAGUACCUAAAUCUGCCAGCGAUUGCUGCAUCGAACCCUCCGUAUGCGCUCAGUUGAUUAGCCCCCAGUGGUACACGAAUGCUGCUUUAAAGCGUUGGCGCCUCGUGCCUUUCCUGUCUCUGACAACUCGUUCAGACCUCGAAAACCAAGCCCUCUACGCUUCCGCAAUGUCAUUCUCGCCUCAGACCCCGCCUUGUUACAACCUACAGGGCCCGUACAAUAACGGAAAACUAUUACCGGCAAUAUUCCGUUCCUAUCCCAACUAUGGAAUGAAAGGAUGGACGCAGGGUGGAGUUGUCCGCAGGGAAGUCAACCCCCAUUACCAUUUGGUCUGGCCCAAAGACAAAGACAGAGGCAAGCUUGGGCGCUUCAAGGACAUCUUACAGGGCAAAGGUCCUGACAUUCAUCUUUCCAUCAGCGCCCAGAAGAAUGACUACAUGUGGAAUCGCCCGGUAAAGGAGUGGUGGUCGGGCUGGCGUCUGAACAGGUCGGGAAGUCUUUACGGUUGGAAAGGUCAGAAAUACCUCAAGGGACCGCCCUGGGUGGGCAAACAGUCGAGAUUCUACGAUUUCUGCACGAGAAGGUACGAAGAUUGGCACCCCGACAUGUGGACGGACGCCAUUUGGCAAGGGCCACGCAAGAACUCAAACUGGCCGCAUCAAAUCCGAGAUGUGUACGGAGUGUGGCACGAGGACGAUAGUUGGGAUGCGGGUGCUCCAGGUCAAAAGAUGAAAAAUUGUUGAACGUGCUCAGCCUAGGAGGGCCGCAUGUACUGUUAUCACACUAGGCAUCCCUCGUGGAACGGCUCCCACACUGUCUCAGACGUUUCGCUUGCCCCUGUAGCCUGACGACACCUUCUAGCAAUCGGCUUUGUUGUGUCAUC
Paraphaeosphaeria sporulosa is the source of this 1088-nucleotide messenger RNA. RefSeq lists its product as uncharacterized. Bases 373 to 948 code for a protein of 191 amino acids. The record is from RefSeq and is a predicted model, not a curated record. Lineage: Eukaryota; Fungi; Ascomycota; Dothideomycetes; Pleosporales; Didymosphaeriaceae. The transcript has a single exon.